AUGAAACCGGCACCAUACUUAAUUGGAAGGAUUGCUGAUCCUACAAUAGCACUGAUUUUUGGUAUUUCCAGUUAUUACCUCUAUGAAAGAAAUACUGGUAGACCAGAGAAUUACAAAUUAAACAACCUUCUCAGGGAGAAGUACCUCAAGUAA
Molecule: messenger RNA, 153 nt
Organism: Nakaseomyces glabratus
Lineage: Eukaryota; Fungi; Ascomycota; Saccharomycetes; Saccharomycetales; Saccharomycetaceae
Gene: NCE101
Product: Nce101p
Biological process (GO): protein secretion
Source: RefSeq, a predicted model, not a curated record